Messenger RNA from Mycotypha africana, 978 nucleotides. RefSeq lists its product as uncharacterized. NCBI's taxonomy places the organism in Eukaryota, Fungi, Mucoromycota, Mucoromycetes, Mucorales, Mycotyphaceae. The record is from RefSeq and is a predicted model, not a curated record. Gene Ontology annotation, cellular component: endomembrane system. The transcript is spliced from 4 exons. The coding region runs from base 1 to 978 and encodes 325 amino acids.
AUGGCGCGCAUAAAGACGAAGAAUAUCGUCAGCAUUUUACUACUACUGGUAGUACUGCUCUCAACUUUGGUACCCAAAGUAAAAGCUUGGACUGAAGCUGAUUUCGAAAUCUUUGACCUUGUAGAUGCCUUGGAGAAAGCAGAAGGAAAAGAUACGAAUUUCUAUAGCUAUAUUGGUGUUUCUCCUUCAGCAACCCAAGCGGACAUCAGCAAAGCUUACCGUAAACUUUCUCUAAAAUGGCAUCCUGAUAAGAACAAAAAUGAUUCAAAAGCUAAAGAACGUUUUGCCCGUCUUGGUGUCAUCGUAUCUAUUUUACGUGAUCCUCGUAGUCGGGAACGGUACAAUUUCUUUUUAAAAAAUGGUGUGCCUCGCUGGCGCGGUACAGGUUAUUUGUACAGCCGUUAUCGUCCUGGGUUGGGUUCUGCCUUGAUAGUGUUGCUACUCAUUGCUGGUGGUAUGCAAUACAUUGCAGGUCAGGUCAACUAUCGUCAAGAAAAGAAGCGUAUUUUGCAAUGGGUAGGAGAUGCCCGAGCUCAAAUGGUCUACAAUAACGUCAGUGGUUCGAAAGGAAGUACAGCACCUACUUUAGGUCGAAGUUACAUACAAUUAGGAGAUCGACAAAUGCGUUGUGAAGUAAAGAAUGAUCAUUAUCUGGUAGUAUAUCCUUCCGAAGAUAAAAAGAGUGCCAGUGAGCCUAUCCAUUUAAAUACAGAAUGGGUCUACAGGCCCACAAUCAAGGAUAUUUUUCUUUUUGCUUGGCCUAAGAAGUUGUUCUAUGAGUUACUGAAUAAGCAAGAAGUAAUCGAAGAAAUGAUGGAGGAAAAUGACGGCAUGGAAGAAGUGGCUCAAGAUUUAGCCAAAGAACAACAAUCUGAGAGCGGCAACAACAAGAAGUCGUUACGCAAAAGAGGUAGUGGCGAAAAAGUCAAUGUUCAGGGCGCUAAGGUGGGCGGCCGUAGAAGGGCCGUUAGAAAGUAG